This is a messenger RNA of Dalotia coriaria, 1371 nucleotides long. Its product is annotated as retinoid-inducible serine carboxypeptidase-like. Gene Ontology annotation, molecular function: serine-type carboxypeptidase activity. The coding region runs from base 72 to 1310 and encodes 412 amino acids. NCBI's taxonomy places the organism in Eukaryota, Metazoa, Arthropoda, Insecta, Coleoptera, Staphylinidae. The record is from RefSeq and is a predicted model, not a curated record. The transcript has 4 exons. Gene Ontology annotation, biological process: proteolysis.
AUCUUAUCACACACUUGAAGAUCUUUUAUAUAUAAAUGUUAUUUCCCAAACAAAGCAGUUGAUCCCUCAAUAUGCUUGCAAAACUUAUAUUCGUCCUUCUUACCCUAACUUUGGUUCAAAGCCGGGAGGGUUAUGGACCUGGCGAUCAAGAUUGGGGCUAUGUUGAAGUUCGACCCUAUGCUAAUAUGUUCUGGUGGUUACAUUACACCACCGCUGAUGAGGUAUCAACCAACCGGCCUUUACUAAUAUGGAUUCAAGGUGGACCUGGUGCAUCAUCAUCUGGAGAAGGAAACAUUUAUAUGUCUGGGUUGGUUGAUGAGAAUCUGGAACCUAGGGAUUUCUCCUAUGUGCACCUCGCAAAUAUGCUCUAUGUGGAUAACCCGGUUGGGGCUGGUUAUUCUUACGUUGACGUUGAAAAAGGAGGAAAGUUUGCAACAAACAUGACAGAGCUUACAAGUGACUACAUUGCAUUACUCCAGGGUUUCUUCAAAGCGCAUCCUGAAUUUGAGGAGGUACCUCUUUAUUUGUUGGGAGAAUCGUUUGGAGGUAAAUUUGCUCCUGCUUGUGCACAACGUAUUCAUGAAGAGGUUGCAAAAGGAAACUUGAAGGCCAAUUUACGAGGUGUAGGAAUGGCUUAUCCUGCAACUAAAUUAAUUAAUAAUAUUGCUUUCAUGGCUGAUGAACUUUUCCAUGCGGGUAUUGUUGAUUCGGAUGGUUUUAAAGAAAUACAACAGAGGUCAAACUCAAUUCUGGAUGCUUGCAUUGAAAACCGAUGGGUGGAAGCAGGGGACCUGCUAGAUGAACUUCUUGAUCAUGUCAUUGCAACGUAUCAUUUAGAAUUCUUCAGUGUUACUGCCAAUUCUCUGAAUGAAUUUGAUUUAUCCGAGCUUAAUUCCUUCAUGGAUGAAAAUGUCAGUCCACUUUUAAAUAUUUCAAUACCAUUUGGUACUCAACGUGACUUGGUAUCAAAAUCAUUGGUUGAUAAACUUCAGCCUACGUCCAGUUCGGUAGAGUAUCUCCUUAAUAAUACUGAUAUCAAAAUUGCCAUUUACAAUGGUCAAUUAGAUUGGGUUGUCAACACAGUGGGAACCUAUAGUUGGGUUAUGGCCCUAAAUUGGUAUGGGGACGUGGCAUGGAAUCAAGUUGAACGUAAAGCAUUCUACUGGGAUGGUAUUCAUGAAGGUCACUGUACUGAAUAUGAUCGAUUGGCUUUCUAUUGGGUUAAAAGAGCUGGCCAUCGGUUGCCAAAUGAUAAUCCUAAUGCAAUGAAGUACAUUUUGAAACAAUUGAUUGGAUAUCAACCAACUUAACGUAGAAAACACUUCAACUCUGCUGUGAAAUGUAUAAAAUAAAUUGACGUUCUUCAAACAA